AUGGCACGUACUCGAGGAGGAGGAGUAGAGGGAGCUCGUCAACGUCCGACAGCUUCCACGAGGAGGAGGAGGGGGGUAGAGGGCCAUGAUGGUCAUUCUGUAGCUGAUACAUCUAUCUCAGAGGCGCAUAUUUCUGAGCAGCCAGGUACUUUAGACUCAUCACCUCCUAGUGCUCCAGAGCAGCCAUCUACUAGUGCUCCAGAGCAACCAUCUACUAGUGCUCCUGAGCAGCCAUCUACUAGUGCUCCGGAUGAUACUACUGAACUAUUUUUGGGAGGCCCUGAAGAUUCAUCCAUUUUAAAGAGUUUUAAAAAUCAUGUUGCUGUUAGCAUAUGGGCCGGAGAGGAAAGAUGUGUAUUAAAGUGUAAUAGCCAUGGACAAAGAAUUCCUGAUUGGCCAUUAGCAAAUCAGCAACGUAUUUAUGAUAUUGUUGUAAGAUCUCAGUUGGCACCUUUGAUAGAAUCCACGUAUCGAUUUGUAAAUCCUACAGUUGUGUCAGCCUUUUCAGAAAGAUGGCAACCUGAGACUAACACAUUUCAUCUACCAUUUGGUGAGAUGACACUCACGCUAGAUGACGUUGCUACUAUUCUGAAGAUACCAGUUUCUGGCAGCCCUGUAUCAAUCCCUCAUUUGACAGACUUGAGUAUAUCUGGUACGCAUGCAUGGGGGGCUGCUUGUUUGGCAUAUUUAUAUAGGCAGCUGGGUAUCACGAGUAGAAGAGAUGUCAAGGGAAUAUGUGGAUAUUUAAUAUUACUUGAGGCUUGGAUAUACGAACAUUUUCCAUUGACUAGAAGUAAACAUAAUUUAUCAUAUACUGACGAGUUGCCUAGGGCUCAUCGCUGGCUUCUUGUUCGUGAGUAUGAUUCUUUGCAAUCUUUGCGAGAGCGACUUGAUGACUUAACUGAAGAUCAGGUCAUAUGGACACCAUAUAGGAGGUAUCGUACACAACACCCACUGCAUGAGAUUGCGUUCUUCUCUGGAUGUCUUAAGUGUGGAGGCGUGAUUGAGCCAUAUCAUCCGGAGAGGGUUCUGCGACAAUUUGGGCAUAAGCAGAAUAUACCUCCACCUCCAUUAUCUCCUAUUGAAGCCAAGCGGGGUAGAGCUACGGCAACAUAUAAGGUAAUUUAUAAUUUUAUCAAUGAUAGUUGGUCUCGCUGGGAUUUUCACUUAUUGCCAGCACACCGCCGGGGUGGACUUGCCCUAGUGCCAUGGGAGUGCAGUGAAGACUACUUGGCAUGGUAUCAUCGCAUUACACAUCGAGUCAUACAAAAUCCUACAAAUAGAUCUGGAUUUGACAGAGGUGAUCGAGAUAGAGUGACUCUUGCUGAUGUGUGCAUCAUGGCAUCACUGUCUCCUCUUAGGCAAGUCAUAUCAGGUGGAUCCACUCAAGAUGUAGAUGCGUGGAGACGGGCAUGUCUUCAGGUAUAUGAUAUUUUGACUAUUCGUACUGGGUCUUCUUCUACUGGGUCUUAUGCAUAUACAGUAUUUCGAGAAGUGCCUUCUAGUAUGGUACGAACACCGACGGUGGUUACAUCACAUUCGGCAGUAAUUAUAAAUCCACCACCUACGAGUUCAGAUCCACAUCAUCCAGCCCCAAACCCCCCUCAAGAGACAAGAAAAAGGACUGAUAGAGAUUAAUUUUUUUUUUUUGUAAUAUGAGACUAUUUGUAUUUGCUAUAGUGAGUAGAGUCUUAUCUAUUUGACUAUUUCUGAUGAGGUUCGAAUAUGUCGCUAAGAUAUAAAUGGUGCCAACCCUUU
Diospyros lotus (date-plum) is the source of this 1758-nucleotide messenger RNA. Its product is annotated as protein MAIN-LIKE 1-like. Lineage: Eukaryota; Viridiplantae; Streptophyta; Magnoliopsida; Ericales; Ebenaceae. Bases 1 to 1638 code for a protein of 545 amino acids. The transcript is spliced from 6 exons. Gene Ontology annotation, biological process: meristem maintenance; meristem development. The record is from RefSeq and is a predicted model, not a curated record.